CACUUAAACAAGGAAGUUUAGCAGACGAGUGGCGCUCACCAUUCCGUAGUGAAACUUGUGGCAAUAAUCUGCAGAAGGAGGCGGAGGAGGUUCAGAAAGAAAAUGUUGAGCGAACGCGAUAUAUUCAAGAUUUCAGGGCCUCUUCAUCUCACAAAUAUCGACUGGUCCGAUCCGGAUGACAGACGAUGCGUAAUGGCAAGUCUGGUACAGGGUGUGUACGUGCAAGAACGAAACCGGCAAGAGAAUGGGCUUGAAAGGGACACUGAAAUGGAAACAUGGUGGACAUUCUUCAAUUUUAAGGUCCUUCACCAUCUGUUCGACAGAGCCGAUGGCUCCAUCUUUGGCGCGGUCUACAAAUGGAACAAACCGGCCACAGGAGGUGGAGCCCCGGAGAUUGUGGUGGCUUUAAGAGGAACGAUUAGAAAAGUGGAGUCCUUGCCCGGAGAUCUGCUGCACAAUUUCAACAUUCUCACCAAUGAUCUUCACACUACCAGCCGCUUCCAAACCGCCUUCAACUCGGUCGAAAUGGAGGUUCGAAAGCGCGGCUGUGAGAACGUCUGGAUCGCGGGACAUUCUCUCGGGGCCGCAAUUGGAAUGUUAAUAGGUAGGAAAAUGGCUGAAGAACAGGGCCAGUUUUUACACGCCCAUCUCUUCAAUCCGCCCUUUGUUUCGCCACCGGUAGAGAGAAUUAAGAAUGAGAGCUUAAAGCGUGGGCUUCAGUUUGGGCUUGGUGUGGUAACUGCAGGAUUGGCUGUGAUGUUACACGAUGAUCAAGCCCGGAUCAAAUCACAUAAGAUUAUGUUCCGUCUGCGUUCGUGGGUACCUUGCGUUUAUGUAAAUCCCAUGGACGAUUUGUGCUCGGGAUAUGUGGGCUAUUUUGCUACCCAGCAAGUUAUGAGUGAAAUCGGGGCUGUUAGCCUAGCAAGCCUUGCAGCGCAGUAUUCGAUCACGGAUUUUGUUAUGUCGGCAUUUGGGAAGGAGUCAAAAGCAGGGCAUUUCAUUCCUUCUGCCCGGCUUGCUGUAAAUCUGAGCCCGGUGCCCGAUUUUAAAACAGCACAUGGCAUUCAACAGUGGUGGGCGCCUGAUAUGGCGAUUCAGUGCACCGAAUACAAUCUUGUUACAGAUGAGGCGCCAGCGGGAACCCUUGGACGGCACAAAUCUGUUUUCUCAUGACACUUUCAUGUUAAGUUGCCAUUCCAGUCAGUAUUAUUGUUAUUGGGCCCAGUCAAUUCGAGAUGUGUACAGGCUAGUCUGCAGUUAAAUCGGUUGUUUCAUGUCACCUUCUCAAACUAUUACAGCUUGCCUCAGACCUCUUAUGUUUCGCCAAAUGGCAUUGAAUUAUCUCUACCUUAUCAUCACUCGAGGUUUGGACUAAAAACUAAUAUACAAUAAAUCUAGGCAGUGUGUUCUCGAGUCUAUCGACGCAGGGAUUAGUAUGCACCUUUGAGCUUAUCUAUUAAUUAGUUUGAAAAUUAGAAUAUGAUUAUUUUUUCUUUUUAGUUAAAAAAUAAAGUCAUGGUACGUUCUGAUCUUGUCACUGCG
Molecule: messenger RNA, 1542 nt
Organism: Cryptomeria japonica (Japanese cedar)
Lineage: Eukaryota; Viridiplantae; Streptophyta; Pinopsida; Cupressales; Cupressaceae
Product: GDSL esterase/lipase At4g10955
Exons: 2
Coding region: 103-1173 (356 amino acids)
Source: RefSeq, a predicted model, not a curated record